Messenger RNA from Kockovaella imperatae, 2372 nucleotides. RefSeq names its product Pre-mRNA splicing factor PRP21 like protein-domain-containing protein. Gene Ontology annotation, biological process: regulation of alternative mRNA splicing, via spliceosome; mRNA cis splicing, via spliceosome. Gene Ontology annotation, molecular function: protein binding; RNA binding. Gene Ontology annotation, cellular component: U2 snRNP; U2-type prespliceosome; catalytic step 2 spliceosome. NCBI's taxonomy places the organism in Eukaryota, Fungi, Basidiomycota, Tremellomycetes, Tremellales, Cuniculitremaceae. The transcript is spliced from 6 exons. Bases 30 to 2303 code for a protein of 757 amino acids. The record is from RefSeq and is a predicted model, not a curated record.
GUCGCAUACCAUACCUCGUGUUCGCCAACAUGGCCACUCUCAAUCUUCCAAAACCAGUGAACUCGUACGCUGGCGAGGAUGAGCUGAGAAACGUUCCCAAUGGCGGUUCGUCAACCGCCAAGGGGAACGGAGUCAACGGCCAUGCGGAGGAUGAUGCCGAUAUGGGAGAAUACAGACCGCCAAAGCCGAGUGACAAGUUGAAAGCCGGCAUGAUCUAUCCUCCCAGAGAGAUCAGAGCUAUCAUCGACAAGACUGCUAAUCAUAUCUCCAAGUCACCUACACCGCUGCUGCUCGAGGAAAAGAUUCGAGAAUCUCAAAAGACCGAUCCAAAGUUUGCUUUUUUGAACGAUGAGGACCCGUACCACCAGUACUACCGUUACAUGAUCGAGGUGAUCAGAGAAGGAGGAAUUGAAGCGAUCAAACCGUCGGCUGCGCCAGCCGCGCCUCAGCUAAAGAAGGAGGAACAAGUUACAGCUUAUGAGCCAAAACCAUUCGAGUUCAAGGUGGACUUGCCUGGUGUCACAGCCAUGGAUCUGGACAUUCUCCGCCUAACAGCCUUGUUUCAUGCUCGACGUGGUCGAUCUUUCCUCUCAUCUUUGUCAGUUCGUGAGGGACGAAACUACCAGUUUGAUUUUCUUCGGCCCACCCAUUCAUUGUAUGGAUACUACAAUCGGAUGGUGGAAUCAUAUACAAAGAUCAUGCAGCCACCUCCUGGCUUGAUCGAGGGAUUGAUCAAGGAGGCAUCGGAUCCCGAAGCGAAAUGGAAAACGUUGGAAGAGGCUAGGAAUCGGGCAGAAUGGGAGAGAGGGAGACGGAAGCGAGAAGGAGAAGAGGCGAAGGAGAAGGAAGAGGAGCAGAAGGCUUUUGCUGCGAUUGACUGGCAGGACUUUGUGGUGGUCGAGACCAUCGAGUUCACGCAGAACGAUGUCGAGUUGGAUCUCCCGCCACCCACCUCAUCUGAGAAGCUCAAGUCAAUGAGUAUGGCCGAGAAGAGAAUGGCAUCGAUGGUCAUGGAAGAGCCCGGGGCAGAGAUGAAUAAGGGAGGCUUCAAUCCGUCCGCCGCUGCAGACGGAGCUGCCGUCGAGGAGAUGGAUAUGGAGGACGAGGAAGAGGAGGAGGCGAGGUUACAGCGGAUCAAGGCAGAGCAGGAGCAAGCGAGGGCGAGGGAUAUCCAAAAGGCGGCGAUGGCUCAAAAGGGAGUCAAGAUCAGGAGCGACUACGUACCCAAGGGUUUACAAAAAUCGACGUCUGUGGCCACUCAGAAGUGUCCUUACUGUGGACAAAUGAUCGCCGAAAGCGAAUUGACAGAACAUAUCCGAAUCGAAUUAUUGGAUCCGAAGUGGAAAGAGCAGAAGAGACAAUUGGAAAUGCGUCGGACCCAAGCUCAACAGCUUCAGCAGGGUGCAGAUGUUACUGCUUCGCUUCGAAACUUGGCGAGCGCACGUACAGACUUGUUUGGCGAUGAUAUGGAUGAAGAAGCCCGUAAACAAAAGGAGAAGGAGGACAAGGCGAGGAGGAAGGAGAGGGAAAAGCUCGGUUGGGAUGGACAUAUCUCCUCGGCUCAAAAGACGACGGAUACCUUUCAGUCUCAGUUCAACCUUGACGAUCAGAUCAAAAAGAUCCACUCAAGGUCUGGUGUUGCAGACGGUCCUCAGGGUCCAACAGCUGGACCGCAAGCUGGACCCGGUAUCAUGCCUUACAAUCACCCUCCGGCCCUCGCUGCCAGCCUGCCGAACGGCGGAUCGACCUUCUCCGGAGCCACCAUUUCAGCCGGCCCCACAGGUCCCUCUCAACGAGAAUACGUAUCAUAUGACCCUGGUUUCACCCAGGCUUCCGUCCCAUCAUCCUCUUCCGGACCUAGCGUCCAUCCUUCACGUAUGGCUCAAAUGGGUCCCGGAGGUCCAGUCGCUGGUCAAGUCCAUCCGCGAGAGGAUGAGGCGCCUAAGGAGCGACCGGUAUUCAAACGUCCAAAAAUUGAAAAAUUGCCAUAUGGACAAUUGUAUUCUGAAAUUGACUGGAUGUCACUCCACCCCGACCCGAUAAUGAUCUCUGUUCAACUUCCAAGUAUGCCUGAAAAACCUGAAUGGAAACUCGAUGGCAGCGUCAUCUCCGUCCCAGACCUUCCCGUCAAUACCUUGUUCUCGACACUGCGAGAGCGUAUUAAACGUGUGGUUGACGCUGAUUUACCAAUCUCGAGAUUACGUCUCGAUUAUAAUGGCAAAGUCAUGACGAAUAACGCGACCAUGGCUAGCGUCAACUUGGACGAGGAUGACACGUUAGUCUUGUCAGUGAGGAAGAAGUAGAUCCAUGCCCAGGAUAGGCAGCCACGUACGGGCGGGCGCUCCUCCCAAUGUAUGUAUCGAAUAUACGAU